GUAAGAUUGUGAUUCCCGCAAGUUUUUUGUUGAUUAAGUAAAAAAGAAUAUUCUAUGAGGAUAAAGAAAUAAGAAGCAAGAAAAACAUAUGGCAGCUAAAAGUCCAAGCUUAAACUCUCUGAUGAAUUACCGCUUUGUAAAAAAGCAGGGCCCCAAACUUGCCUCAGGUAGUGAAAGCUUAUUUAGUUCCGAGACCAAUGGAAGCCUUAAUGGACAGGAUACCGAGGCAACAAACAGACAAAAUGACAGUCAAACAAGCACUGCCUCCUCGUCAGUCACAAUAAUUUACUACAAUAAAGAGGGGGAAAGUCAGAACAGUGAAACAACCAUUCCAUACAAUGCUAGUCAGGAUCUCGGGAGCCAAGACCCAUUCCAACAAAAUGAUGAGGACCAUGCUCCAAGUAGUCCAGAAUCACCAGUGUUUCGUGGAAAGGUCAAAGGGUCAAAUAAGAAUUGUAUCCGUGACGAUGACACAGAACCGACCUCAUCUCCAUGGUUAUCAAAGGAGCAGAGAAUAACAAACGGGACAGCAUCUACGUCCGCAAAACAGCGGAGAAAAUCCAAACAGGAGGUGCGGCAGGGCUUUGGGGAUGACCUGACCCCGGAGCAGACCGAGGCUGUCAAUCAUCUGAAGGCCAUGUUCCCUGACCGCUCGAUGGAGGUGUUACAGGGGGCACUAGAGGCGCGAGGCUGGAACGUGGAGGAGGCGGUUGAUCAUGUGAUUGACAGCUCAAAGUCCCUGAAAACUAAAAAAGCCAAGAAGAGAAUAAUUCGAAUGGCGAGCAGUGACUCUGAAGAUGGGGGAGGGUCUCCCAUCCAUCGUCCCGCUAAGCGAGCUCGACCUAUCGAGUCUGUUGACCUUGAAACAACCCAGAUAUCGGAGGCACAGAAAGACAAAAGGAUUCUGUUCCUUCAGGAGGCAUUCCCCAGGAGAAAAAGGAGGGAACUUCACAAGGCAUUAGAGAACAACAACUGGCAGACUGACGACGCUCUACUGGAACUCAGUAACCUGAUGGACAACGGAAAGGAGAGACAGGCUGCUUUGGAAGAUGAAGAGGAUGAUUUUAGAAGCGAAGACGAGGAGGCAGACAGUGAUGACAGCUUAGAGAUGGACACAGAGAGUGCUCAGACUGAGAGAGAGAAGAUCCUGUCGUUUUUUGACGAGGCUACGGCUGACGAAUUAUCCGCCACACCUGGGUGUUCUAAAAAGCGGGCGGAAAUCAUCAUCUCUCUGAGGCCAUUCAAUACCUGGAACAAACUCAUUUCUCAAUUCUCUAACAAUAAGGGCCUGUCGUAUGACAUCAUCAGUGGAUGUAAGGAAAUUCUGCGAGUGAGGCAGGUCAUCCUCAAACUCAUGCAGAAGUGUGAGGGAAUCUCCAAGAAAAUGGAGACGGUUGUCUCGUGUCUGACCAAGAGGACAGAAGUAGAAGACAGCGACGAUGAAGCCAUACAGAUCACUAAACAGCCCCAGUACCUGUCUCCUAACUGUCAGCUGAAGCCCUUUCAGAUGGUUGGGUUGAACUGGCUCCGCAUCAUGCACUCUCAGCAGCUGAAUGGAAUCCUGGCCGAUGAAAUGGGACUUGGUAAAACCAUUCAGACCAUCGCCUUCAUCGCUCAUCUUCUGGAGGAGGGAGAGAGAGGGCCACACGUUGUGAUUGUUCCGUCGUCAACGAUAGAGAACUGGAUGCGGGAAUUUGAGACGUGGUGCCCAGAGGUUAACUUGCUGGUGUAUUAUGGGUCAGUGGAGGAUCGGCGUCAGAGUCGGAUGUCACUGCUGUACGACUCAAAGUCUGAGUACAAUGUAGUCCUUACGACAUACAACAUGGCCACAGGAAGUGUAGAAGACCGUGCCUUGUUUAAAAAGGUCGAGUUCCACUACGCCAUCUUUGAUGAGGGUCACAUGUUAAAGAACAUGUCAUCUCUACGUUACCAGAACUUGAUGAAAAUAGCCGCUGAGCGCCGUCUGCUACUGACCGGAACACCCCUACAGAACAACCUCCUGGAGCUGAUGUCACUGCUCUGUUUUGUGAUGCCAGAAAUCUUCAGUGGGAAAACGGACCAGCUCAAACAAAUGUUCUCUAUGAUCAAUAGAGGAGUGGAUGACAAAGCAAAGAGUAAAUAUGAAAGGGAGAGAAUCCAGCAAGCCAAGAGAAUCAUGCGUCCAUUCGUCUUACGUAGGCUGAAAUCGGAGGUCCAACAACAGCUCCCCCAGAAGAAGGACAGAGUCCUCCAUUGUGAGCUGAUCCCCCCACAGAGGGAGCUCUAUCAGCGCCUGAUUCAUCGGUUCAAAGAGGUCAUGAAGGAGGACCGGGGCAAGGAGACCAACGAGGGGGCGUCCAUGUUGAUGCAGCUCAGGAAAGCGUCCAAUCACCCGCUCCUACUGCGGAAUCAGUACACCGACGAUAUUCUGAUGAAGAUGGCAAAACAGCUGACUAAGGAGCCGUCACACAGAGACAGAGGCGCCCUAAAGGAGCUUAUCCAUGAAGACAUGUCAGUACUCAAUGACUACGACAUCAUGAAGCUGUGUGACCAGUACCCGAAAUAUUUAGGGAGUUUCAAACUAGAUGCAAGUGUCAUCAUGGAAUCUGGGAAGUUCAAGGAACUCGAAAAACUGUUGGAAACAAACAAAUCUCAGGGAGACCGAGUGCUGUUAUUCAGUCAGUUUACUAUGAUGAUGGACAUCAUUGAAGAUUUUCUCAAAAUGAAGAAAUACUCGUACCUACGAUUAGAUGGUUCAACGCCUGUCCCAGAUAGACAAGAGCUGAUUGACAGGUAUACAAAGGACGAGAGUAUAUUUAUCUUCAUCCUGUCCACCCGGGCCGGGGGACUGGGGAUUAACCUCACGGCCGCAAACGUUGUCAUCAUUCACGACAUCGACUUCAAUCCGUAUAAUGACAAACAGGCGGAGGACAGGUGUCACCGCGUCGGACAGACCAGGGAGGUGUCAGUGGUUCGUCUGAUCAGUAAAGACACUGUAGAAGAAGGCAUGCUCAGGGUGGCCAGAGGAAAACUGAAGCUGGAGAAGGACAUCACCAUUGAUGAAAGUAAGUGACACUACACUGCCAUU
Messenger RNA from Magallana angulata, 3067 nucleotides. Its product is annotated as SWI/SNF-related matrix-associated actin-dependent regulator of chromatin subfamily A containing DEAD/H box 1A-like. Gene Ontology annotation, molecular function: ubiquitin binding; ATP-dependent chromatin remodeler activity; ATP binding. NCBI's taxonomy places the organism in Eukaryota, Metazoa, Mollusca, Bivalvia, Ostreida, Ostreidae. The record is from RefSeq and is a predicted model, not a curated record. The transcript has 21 exons. Gene Ontology annotation, cellular component: nucleus. The coding region runs from base 89 to 3052 and encodes 987 amino acids.